This is a messenger RNA of Naegleria fowleri, 1035 nucleotides long. RefSeq lists its product as uncharacterized. The record is from RefSeq and is a predicted model, not a curated record. The coding region runs from base 1 to 1035 and encodes 344 amino acids. The transcript is spliced from 2 exons. NCBI's taxonomy places the organism in Eukaryota, Heterolobosea, Eutetramitea, Acrasida, Naegleriidae.
AUGACAAGCACCUCCAGUUCUCCAUCAUCAUCCUCCAAAUCCGAAUCACCUCACCACCACCACCACUUGGGUGGCUCUCAAAUCACUUGCGUGGUUUAUCCUCCUACGGAUCAAGAUCCAAACAUCUUCUAUCCUCAGCUCAUUAAUCAAUGGCUCUCCAAAUACACCAACAAUGUUGCAAAGAGAAUCUCUCACCUCUCUGAAUGCUCACCCUCUCUAUUAAUAAUAUUAUAUGAGGCUCUGUCAAAAGACAAUCCUCUCACUAAUCCAGAAGAAUAUCCAAAAUUCAUUCGAGAGAAGAAAUUAACUGUUUCUCAAAAUCAAUACAAUCUCCUUGAAUUGAUGGGUUAUUUAAGGAAGCGAUUCAAACAUUCAUUUAUUUUGAGAAAUAUUGAUGAAAGGAAAUUACUCGAGAGAGAUACCUUCGAAUUAAUCAAAUUAUUGGAUUGGUUUAUUCAAUUAGAAAAUCAACGAGUUCAACCUUAUGUGCCACACCUCGAUGAUGAGAAUUACGAUUUGAGGAAGAGAAAUGAAAAAACAAUUCAAACACAGAACACCAUUGACGAACACACUCUCAAACAUCGAAAACGUCUUUUCAAAUUGCAAAGAGAUAAACUUGUAAAAGAACAUGAAGCAUUUGUGAAAGGUUCAAUGUUACGAGCUCAAGCACGAGAGGAGAAAUUGCUCAGAGAGUUUCUGUCUCAUAGUCAAAGAGUUGAGAAGGAUCAUUUGAUUCAAAUGGUGGCCAUGUUAAAGAAAAAAGGAACAAGAUAUGAAACGUCACUGAGAUGCAUCUUCAACAGUUAUAAAGGACAAAUGGAUAUUAUUAAGGCCAAGCAAGAAGAUCAAUUAUUCAAAAACAAAAUUAUUUCAAAGGAUUUAUUUCUCGAGUAUGACAAACAACAUCGAGAGUUUCAAAAAUAUAAAGAACAAGAAUUGGAAUUGGAAAGGUGGAGAUUUCUCUCUCAGAAACAAAAAGAAGAAUUCAAACUUCAACACCAACUGCAAGAACUUAUUCAAAGAAAUAAAAAGUAA